Molecule: messenger RNA, 4065 nt
Organism: Closterium sp. NIES-65
Lineage: Eukaryota; Viridiplantae; Streptophyta; Zygnematophyceae; Desmidiales; Closteriaceae
Source: the annotation of a GenBank genome assembly
AUGGACGUGGACAUGGUCAUGGACGUGGACGUGGACGUGGACGUGGACGAGGACGUGGACGUGGACGUGGACGUGGACGUAGAAAUGGACGUGGACGUGGACGUGGACGUGGACGUGGACGUGGACGUGGACAUGGACGUGGACGAGGACGUGGACGAGGACGUGGACGUGGACGUGGACGUGGACGUGGACGUGGACAUGGACGUGGACGUGGACAUGGACGUGGACGUGGACGUGGACGUGGACGUGGACGUGUACGUGGACGUGGACGUGGACGUGGACGUGGACGUGGACGUGGACGUGGUCGUAGACGUGGACGUGGACGUGGACUUGGACGUGGACAUGGACGUGGACGUGGACGUGGACGUGGACGUGUACGUGGACAUGAACGUGGACGUGGACGUGGACGUGGACGUGGACGUGGACAUGGACGUGGACAUGGUCAUGGACGUGGACGUGGACGUGGACGUGGACGUGUACGUGGACAUGAACGUGGACGUGGACGUGGACGUGGACGUGGACGUGGACAUGGACGUGGACAUGGUCAUGGACGUGGACGUGGACGUGUACGUGGACGUGGACGUGGACGUGUACGUGGACGUGUACGUGGACGUGGACGUGGAGUGGACGUGGACGUGGACAUGGACACGUGGACGUGGACGUGGACGUGGACGUGGACGUGGACAUGGAGGUGGACAUGGACGUGGACAUGGAGGUGGACGUGGUGGACGACGUGGACGUGGACGUGGACGUGGACAUGGACGUGGACGUGGACAUGGACGUGGACGUGGACGUGGACGUGGACGUGGACGUGGACGUGGACGUGGACGUGGACGUGGACGUGGACGUGGACGUGGACGUGGUCGUGGACGUGGACGUGGACGUGGACUUGGACGUGGACGUGGACGUGGACGUGGACGUGGACGUGUACGUGGACAUGAACGUGGACGUGGACGUGGACGUGGACAUGAACGUGGACGUGGACGUGGACGUGGACGUGGACGUGGACAUGGACGUGGACAUGGUCAUGGACGUGGACGUGGACGUGGACGUGGACGUGUACGUGGACAUGAACGUGGACGUGGACGUGGACGUGGACGUGGACGUGGACAUGGACGUGGACGUGGACAUGGACGUGGACGUGGACGUGGACGUGGACGUGGACGUGGACAUGGACGUGGACGUGGACGUGGACGUGGACAUGGACGUGGACGUGGACGUGGACGUGGACGUGGACGUGGACGUGGACGUGGACGUGGACGUGGACGUGGACAUGAACGUGGACGUGGACGUGGACGUGGACAUGGACGUGGACGUGGACGUGGACGUGGACGUGGACGUGGACGUGGACGUGGACGUGGACGUGGACGUGGACAUGGACGUGGACGUGGACGUGGACGUGGACGUGGACAUGGACGUGGACGUGGACGUGGACAUGGACGUGGACGUGGACAUGGACGUGGACGUGGACGUGGACGUGGACAUGGACGUGGACGUGGACAUGGACGUGGACGUGGACGUGGACGUGGACGUGGACAUGGACGUGGACGUGGACGUGGACGUGGACGUGGACAUGGACGUGGACGUGGACGUGGACGUGGACGUGGACGUGGACAUGGACGUGGACGUGGACGUGGACGUGGACGUGGACAUGGACGUGGACGUGGACGUGGACGUGGACGUGGACAUGGACGUGGACGUGGACAUGGACGUGGACGUGGACAUGGACGUGGACGUGGACGUGGACGUGGACAUGGACGUGGACGUGGACGUGGACAUGGACGUGGACGUGGACGUGGACGUGGACGUGGACGUGGACGUGGACGUGGACGUGGACGUGGACGUGGACGUGGACGUGGACGUGACGUGGACGUGGACAUGGACGUGGACAUGGACGUGGACUUGGACGUGGACGUGGACAUGGACGUGGACGUGGACAUGGACGUGGACGUGGACGUGGACGUGGACGUGGACGUGGACAUGGACGUGGACGUGGACGUGGACAUGGACGUGGACAUGGACGUGGACAUGGACGUGGACAUGGACGUGGACGUGGACGUGGACGUGGACGUGGACGUGGACGUGGACGUGGACAUGGACGUGGACAUGGACGUGGACAUGGACAUGGACGUGGACGUGGACGUGGACGUGGACGUGGACGUGGACGUGGACAUGGACGUGGACGUGGACGUGGACGUGGACGUGGACGUGGACAUGGACGUGGACGUGGACGUGGACGUGGACGUGGACGUGGACGUGGACGUGGACGUGGACAUGGACGUGGACGUGGACGUGGACGUGGACAUGGACGUGGACGUGGACGUGGACGUGGACGUGGACGUGGACGUGGACGUGGACGUGGACGUGGACGUGGACGUGGACAUGGACGUGGACGUGGACGUGGACGUGGACAUGGACGUGGACGUGGACGUGGACGUGGACGUGGACGUGGACGUGGACGUGGACGUGGACGUGGACGUGGACGUGGACAUGGACGUGGACGUGGACGUGGACAUGGACGUGGACGUGGACGUGGACGUGGACAUGGACGUGGACGUGGACGUGGACAUGGACGUGGACGUGGACGUGGACGUGGACGUGGACGUGGACGUGGACAUGGACGUGGACGUGGACAUGGACGUGGACGUGGACGUGGACGUGGACGUGGACGUGGACGUGGACGUGGACGUGGACAUGGACGUGGACGUGGACAUGGACGUGGACGUGGACGUGGACGUGGACGUGGACAUGGACGUGGACGUGGACGUGGACGUGGACGUGGACAUGGACGUGGACGUGGACGUGGACGUGGACGUGGACGUGGACAUGGACGUGGACGUGGACGUGGACGUGGACGUGGACAUGGACGUGGACGUGGACGUGGACGUGGACGUGGACAUGGACGUGGACGUGGACAUGGACGUGGACGUGGACAUGGACGUGGACGUGGACGUGGACAUGGACGUGGACGUGGACAUGGACGUGGACGUGGACGUGGACGUGGACGUGGACGUGGACGUGGACGUGGACGUGGACGUGGACGUGGACGUGGACGUGGACGUGGACGUGACGUGGACGUGGACGUGGACGUGGACAUGGACGUGGACGUGGACGUGGACGUGGACAUGGACGUGGACGUGGACAUGGACGUGGACGUGGACGUGGACAUGGACGUGGACAUGGACGUGGACGUGGACGUGGACAUGGACGUGGACGUGGACGUGGACAUGGACGUGGACAUGGACGUGGACGUGGACGUGGACGUGGACGUGGACGUGGACGUGGACGUGGACGUGGACAUGGACGUGGACGUGGACGUGGACGUGGACGUGGACGUGGACGUGGACGUGGACGUGGAAAUGGACGUGGACGUGGACGUGGACGUGGACAUGGACGUGGACGUGGACGUGGACGUGGACGUGGACAUGGACGUGGACGUGGACAUGGACGUGGACGUGGACGUGGACGUGGACAUGGACGUGGACGUGGACGUGGACGUGGACAUGGACGUGGACGUGGACGUGGACAUGGACGUGGACGUGGACGUGGACGUGGACGUGGACAUGGACGUGGACAUGGACGUGGACGUGGACGUGGACGUGGACGUGGAAUGGACGUGGACGUGGACGUGGACAUGGACAUGGACGUGGACGUGGACGUGGACGUGGACGUGGACGUGGACAUGGACGUGGACGUGGACAUGGACGUGGACGUGGACGUGGACGUGGACAUGGACGUGGACGUGGACGUGGACGUGGACGUGGACGUGGACGUGGACGUGGACGUGGACGUGGACAUGGACGUGGACAUGGACGUGGACGUGGACGUGGACGUGGACGUGGACGUGGACGUGGACAUGGACGUGGACGUGGACGUGGACGUGGACGUGGACGUGGAAAUGGACGUGGACGUGGACGUGGACAUGGACGUGGACGUGGACGUGGACAUGGACGUGGACGUGGACGUGGACGUGGAAAUGGACGUGGACGUGGACGUGGACGUGGACGUGGACGUGGACGUGGACGUGGACAUGGACGUGGACAUGGACGUGGACAUGGACGUUGA